Molecule: messenger RNA, 1905 nt
Organism: Iphiclides podalirius (scarce swallowtail)
Lineage: Eukaryota; Metazoa; Arthropoda; Insecta; Lepidoptera; Papilionidae
Source: the annotation of a GenBank genome assembly
AUGAAUUAUGAUGCCGAAAGAGCUAUGAAUCAGAAGCGGUUGAGGAUGGAGGGUGAACCGGGACACGGUGUCGUCCAAGGAAAUGGAUUACCGCUCAAUUACAUAGAUAAUGGUCAUCAAAUACCUUAUCAACCGUAUGCGGGCGCAUAUAACACGCACUAUCCGCCGCCUGACGCAUUUGCGGCAUACGGGCCUCCCCCGCCUGGAGGCUAUGCUCCACAAAACCUAUCUUAUGCGCCUCCCGCGCACCAAAAUUACGCUCAUCACCAGAGUUUCCCGCCUCAGCAGCCACCGCAGGCCCAGCUGCAUAUGCCUCAGUCACACAUGGUUCAAGGUUAUGCAGCUGAAGUAGUGCAUAAGCCUGCCUGGGCACCUCAACCACAACUUCUAGCACCUUUGGAUGCACAAAAACCUCUUGAUGUUAAACACCUAAAGCCCGAGAUUAAACUGGAGCCAACAGAUGCACAGAAGCGUUCGCAUCCUGACACCGAAAUUAUGGGCGGUGACCUUGAUCAACCGAAGAUAAAGAUAAAAACGGAUAUAUUCAAACCAGACGACUUAGCUUUGAGACCUGAUUUGGAAAAGCCGCAUGACAUCACCCAGAAGCCACUAGAAGUGGUGCAACAUCCUCCAGAAAUGCUUAACAAAGAUGAGAUGCAACCAAAAUUAAUAGCAGAGGGUAUGCAGGGAGAGAAAACUAUUGAUGCGGCGAAGCUGGAGGGAUCGGAGAAGAUCGCCGGUGACAUUUCGCGGCCUCUCGAAAUCGGACCAAAGUCUGAAGAAAAGAGCGAGGACGACAGGAAACAGUUUAGCAGUCCAGACGCACCCAAAGCCGGUAUGUCACCCGGGAAGGCAUCUACACCCGGCCUAGAGCCGAAGAAGCGCGGCCGGCCGAAGGGGUCGACGAACAAGCCGAAGGCGGUGCUGCCCGCGCGGGCGCCCGGCGCGUGCCCGCUGCGGGGCGCCGCGCCCCCUCCGCGCCCCGCCGCCCCCGCGCCGCCCCGGCCCCGCCACCCGCCCUACCAGUACGCGGUGCGCCUCAGUCGCAAGGACUUCUCCGGCAUACAGUUCAAGAGGCGCUGGAGCGACGACUGCCUCGACUCGUCGCAUAUCCCGAACGAGGUGUACUUCGGCGACGUGCCGGUGCCGAUGGAGGUGCUGUUCAACUACUACGACGCGAACGCGGAGCGCGAGCGGCUGGCGGCGCAGGCGGCGCACAUCGCUGCGCAGAAGGCGGCCGCCGCCAAGCUGGCCGCCGCCAAGCUGCAGGCCAGGGGCGUCGUCUCCGGCGAGGUAACGACGGUGGACUCGUCUUCUUCCGACGACACUUCAGGCUCUUCGGGCAGCGGAUCCGAGGAGAGUGAUGAUGACCUGCCGCUGAAGCGCGGCCCCGGGCGGCCGAAGGGCUCCAAGAACUCGGCGAGCCCGCGCUCCGGGGGCGGAGGGGGCACGCCGGGCCGACGCGGCCGGCCGCCAGUGCCGCCCGAGCUGCGCCAGCCGGGCAUCACGGACAUGAAGAAGUUCUGCAAGGCGGCCGGCAUCCGCUUCGACUACAAGAAGCUCGUCGAAGGUUGCACAAAGAACAAGGAGCGAGUGGCGAAAAUGCAGGAGCUCCUGACGGCUGCUGGUUUGGAGGGCAAGCCCACGUUGGAGAAGUGCAGGGCGUUGAAACAGGCGAAACUAGACAAGCGGGAACAGGAAAAACAGGCCAAGAGGGAGGCUAAAGUGAAGCACAAAGAGGAAGCCGGCGGCGCGGGCGUGCCGCGGCGCAUGACGCGCGGCGCGACGGGCGUGAAGCCGCGCCAGCGCAUCGUGAUCUCGUCGGACGAGGAGGACGGCACGCCGGCCGCGCGCCGCACGCUCUCCAAGCUGCGCUCCAGCGUCAACGACGACUCCGACUCCGAC